AUGAAAUUUCUCAUAGACUCAGGUACAGAUGUCUCUGUCAUACCCAAGUCAACAAAAUUAGCUCAUGCUCACCCAUCAUCAACACUCUUGUUUGCCGCGAAUGGCUCCACCGUAUCCAGUUACGGUGAAGUCAUGCUUAAACUUAAUCUUAACCUGCGGAGGGAAUUCCUCUGGAAUUUUAUUGUCGCAGACGUAUCGCAAGCCAUUCUUGGUGCCGAUUUUCUUGGGUACUAUGGCUUGAUUGUCGAUUUGCAAGGCCAGCGUCUUGUCGAUCGCACAACAUCGCUUAAAUCACCGUGUAUAGUAACGCAAGGCCAAUUUUCGAAAAUCUCAACAAUCAACACUUCGCAAAAAUUCUCAGGUAUUCUGAAGGAAUUUUUAGAACUCACGUGUCCACCAGCGCCAGGCAGUCGAACCGACGCUUCCAUAGUUCAUCAAAUCACUACCACCGGUCAACCUGUGUCUGCCAGGCCACGACGUCUGUCUGCUGGGCGAGCCCGCUCCACCUCGUUCGGAAAGCUGACGGAUCAUGAAGACCCUGCGGCGACUAUAGGGCAUUAA
This is a messenger RNA of Bactrocera dorsalis (oriental fruit fly), 561 nucleotides long. RefSeq lists its product as uncharacterized. Gene Ontology annotation, molecular function: aspartic-type endopeptidase activity. Lineage: Eukaryota; Metazoa; Arthropoda; Insecta; Diptera; Tephritidae. The record is from RefSeq and is a predicted model, not a curated record. Gene Ontology annotation, biological process: proteolysis. Bases 1 to 561 code for a protein of 186 amino acids. The transcript has a single exon.